CCCUUUCCCGGAGUAGGCAGGCCCCGCCCCUCUCCCCAAGUGGGCAGGGACAGCAGUCGCAUGGGCAGCUUUCCUUGUGAUGUCACAGGUUCCUCUGGGCACACUGCUGCCUGGCCACGCCUCCUUUCCCUUUCAUCUUUCUUAUUGACCAAUGGGAUUGGAGCAUUAAGGCCACACCCCUAUUCUGCAUUCUAGUGUGGCCCUGGUUACGCCUCCUCUGGCUCAGUCACACAGCAGCCUUGUAGGUGACUGGAGGUGUUCGCUGAUGUGGCCCCAACCCUACCUCCCUCCCCACCCCAUGAUAUUAGAAGAAACACGACAGAACAAAUUGGCAGCAGCCAAGAAAAAGCUAAAAGAAUAUCAGCAAAGGAAGAGCCCUGGUGUUCCAGCAGGAGCAAAGACAAAAAAGAAAAAAACUGACAGUAGCCCUGAGACAACCACUUCUGGUGGUUGCCACUCACCUGGGGACAGCCAGUACCAAGAACUAGCAGUAGCCCUGGAGUCAAGCUCCGUGACAAUCAAUCAACUCAAUGAAAACAUAGAAUCAUUGAAACAGCAGAAGAAACAAGUGGAACAUCAGCUGGAAGAAGCAAAGAAAACAAACAAUGAAAUACACAAAGCACAAAUGGAGCAGUUAGAGACAAUCAACAUCCUCACAUUGGAAAAGGCAGACUUGAAGACCACCCUUUACCGUACUAAACGUGCUGCCCGACACUUCGAAGAAGAGUCCAAGGAUCUGGCUGGCCGCCUGCAAUACUCCUUACAGCGUAUUCAAGAAUUGGAGCGGGCUCUCUGUGCUGUGUCUACACAGCAGCAGGAAGAGGACAGGUCCUCGAGCUGCAGUGAAGCGGUCCUCCAGCGGCGGUUGCAGCAGACCAUAAAGGAGCGGGCGCUGCUGAACACACACGUGACACAGGUGACAGAGUCACUAAAACAAGUCCAGCUAGAGCGAGACGAAUACGCUAAACACAUAAAAGGAGAGAGGGCCCGGUGGCAGGAGAGGAUGUGGAAAAUGUCGGUGGAGGCUCGAACAUUGAAGGAAGAGAAGAAGUGCGACAUACAUCGGAUACAGGAGCUGGAGAGGAGCUUGUCUGAACUCAAAAACCAGAUGGCUAAGCCCCCAUCCCUGGCGCCCCCAGCAGUGACCUCUGUGGUGGAACAGCUACAAGAUGAGGCCAAACACCUGAGGCAGGAGGUGGAAGGUCUGGAGGGAAAGCUCCAAUCCCAGGUGGAAAACAAUCAGGCCUUGAGUCUCCUUAGCAAGGAACAAAAGCAGAGACUCCAGGAGCAGGAGGAGAUGCUCCGAGAGCAGGAGGCGCAGAGAGUGCGGGAGCAGGAGAGACUGUGUGAACAAAACGAGAGGCUUCGGGAGCAGCAGAAGACGCUACAGGAGCAGGGUGAGAGGCUGCGAAAGCAGGAGCAGAGGCUACGCAAGCAGGAGGAGAGGCUGCGAAAGGAGGAGGAGAGGCUGCAAAAGCAGGAAAAGAGGCUGUGGGACCAGGAGGAGAGGCUGUGGAAGAAGGAGGAGAGGCUACAAAAGCAGGAGGAGAGGCUUGCGCUCUCCCAGAACCACAAGCUCGACAAGCAGCUGGCCGAGCCACAGUGCAGCUUCGAGGAUCUGAACAACGAGAAAAAGAGCACACUGCAGCUGGAGCAGCAAGUAAAGGAGCUGCAGGAGAAGCUAGACGAGGAACCAGCUGCCAGCCACCAGAACCAACAGCUAGAGACCCAGCUAAGCCUCGUGGCUCUCCCUGGAGAAGGAGAUGGAGGAGAACAUCUGGACAGUGAGGAGGAGGAGGCGCCUCGGCCCAUGCCAAACAUCCCAGAGGACCUGGAGAGCUGGGAGGCCACGAGCAGCUUUAUGGACCUCCCGAAGGAGAAGGCGGACGGGACGGAGCAGGUGGAGAGACUAGAGCUUGGAUUCGUCCAGCCCUCUGGAGCGACAGAUGGCAUGAGACAGUCCUUCACCGUAUAUGAAAGCCAGGGGGCAGUGCCAAACACGCGGCACCAGGAGAUGGAGGAUGUCAUCAGGCUGGCCCAGAAGGAGGAGGAGAUGAAGGUGAAGCUGCUGGAGCUGCAAGAGUUGGUGUUGCCCCUUGUGGGCAACCAUGAGGGGCAUGGCAAAUUCCUCAUCGCUGCCCAGAACCCUGCUGAUGAGCCCACUCCAGGGGCCCCAGCCCCCCAGGAACUUGGGGCUGCCGGUGAGCAGGAUGAUUUUUAUGAAGUGAGCCUGGACAACAAUGUGGAGCCUGCACCAGGAGCGGCCAGGGAGGGUUCUCUCCAUGACAACCCCACUGCACAGCAGAUCGUGCAGCUGCCUCCUGUAAUGCAGGACACCCAGGAGCACCCAGGCUUGCCCAGCAAACCCCGCGUGCCAUUCUUUUACCAGGCAGCCGAGAACAGGGAGAUAAACAUCAUCAUCUUCUAAGAGCUGGUCAAGAAAUUUAAAACAACAACAACAAAAAGUUACGGGGUUCAUCUCCUACACAAUUCAUUUACUCCAUUUGAAUGCUAGAGCCGCUCACAUUUAUUUGUGUUUCUAAUUUACCGUUUAAAUUUAUUUGUAAAAAGUUAAGGGAGAGUUGGUCUUUCCCUGAUGUUCACUCUGGCAUCCUUUAGCAUUUUUGUUUUUAAUUUGAUAAUUGUAGGUCAUUAGCACGCAUAUUGAGUUUGCCCUUAGGUGGUGGGAAUUCAAACACACAAAGACCCACUAAUUUGCACAAAACUAUUCUGGCUGGUUUGGAACAGGCUGCCAUGCUUUUUUAAUGUUAUUGCAGCAUGUAUAUUCAUUACAGAAUUCAGAUAAAAUGUGCUUAUGUUCUGCUAUUACGUUUGAUCGAAUCCUAACCACAGUGAGCUCUUCAUUAGCUCAAUAUGUGGUUUGCCCUCAAUUGCGCACUGUUUAUUACUUUGUAAUAUGCCACUGUGAGUACUGACAUUUAGAGUUGUUUAAAGGCCGAGAACUGGAAACAGCCUUUUCCCUAUUUUCUGUGUAUUGGGGAUGGGAGUAAUAACAUUUUGGGAAGCUUUUAAAAUCUCACAGAAGAGGAAAGUGGCCUGCUCUGGCAGGUGUGUGCAGGAUAGAGUGUGUUUCAUUUGUUCUGGUGCCAAAAAUGAGCGCUGUACUAUGGUAGUUCCCUUAGGAUUUGUAUGUGCUCUGGGCUCAUGAAGAUAUUGCAUCAUGAGCUGCAGCAGUUGUACCCUUUCUUGAUGACCUAAAAAGGGAUUAUUUCUGAGGAAUGAAAGGCUCCCAUCAUUGACUGUGGAUGUGGAAAACCUUUUCUAGCUUAGAGCAUUUAUAUCUACAAUACAUUUUAAAGUCAGAGUUCAUGUUACCUGUUUUAAUCACAUGAGUAUAUGUCCCAGUACACAAAAGGGCACUGGUUGGCAUUCUUCUUAAGGUAUUUAGUGAAGAUCAUAAGAAAUCCUUUAAGAGUUUAAAUGUCCCUGGAAGAGGCAUACAGGCUCUAGUCAAGAAUGAAUUUGAGUGAAGGAAAGCUGUGUGACACCUGGCCUUCCUCUAUGUUCAUGGAGCUUCUUUGAGGCUAGAAGAUUGAUUUUAUCAUCUAGACCUCUCUGGCUAAUACCUAUUCUUCAGCCACAUUAGUUACUCUGACAUAGGAAUUUACUUCUUUUCUUUGAAUGGAAAACACUUUAAAAAUAAUAACAACCAUUAUUAUAAACCAAUAUAUGUGAGAGUACUUAGUUGAAACAAAAAGGAGUUUUAGUACACAGUAUUAUACUACACAUGAAAAUCAAGGCGAAGUUUAUGCAACUUAAAAUGUUUACAAGCUGCAGUGCAAUCUAAUGUUUGUGAAUGUCCAAGUAUUAUGAGAAAAAGUGUCUAUACAAUGACAGAGUUAUGUUUCCUCACAAAGUUCUUCACAAAGAGUGAAAUAUGUUUUUAUACCUCUCAGUUUCAGUUAGAGGCAUAUUUUGUGCCAUAUGUAUGUUAAUGUACCUAUACAUGAUGAAUGAAUUAUUUCAGUCAUACAUUGCCUAAAUCAUAACUUUAAGAUGCUUGGGAAAGAAUCAACAGCUAAAAGUUCAUGAAGUUCUAAUGUCUGUGUUCCAAAAUACGUCACAGUAUUAGGAUGCAGGGAGAGAUGUGUGUGCGCUCCCUGGGGUGGGCAUUUCUAGUUACUAGACCAUCUCCAUUUUUAGCAUUUGGCAUCCUCAUGAUACUUUUAUACAUAUGACAUUAAUAGGAGAGCAAUAAUACGAUUUUACAGAUGGAAUAACAGAUGUGCCUGCAUUCACUGAAAGAGUGCAAAUAUUAAGUCCUUGUGACUUCGACUGACUCUUCCAAAUUGUAUGAAUUUAUCAAUGUAUUAGAUAAACCCAGUUUCAGAAUUAUAAAGAAAAACUGUUAGACCAACGAAUGUGGUUAAUUAACAGUAGCACGAUUUCUAGCCCGAGGGUUUAAAAUGGACUUCAAGUCCUGUUCUUGCCUUUUAUUUUCUGAACUUGCCACUUUUGCAUUCUUUGAGUUCAGUUUAAAGACAGUUUGAGUCCAAUUUAGACCCUCGGGCUAGAAAUCAUACCACUGUUAAUUAGCCACCUUAUUUGGUCUAACAGUUUUUCUUUAUAAUUCUGAAACUGGGUUUACCUAAUACAUUGAUAAAUUAUUUCAAAGGUAUUUUUAUAGUUCAAAUCACUUCACUUUUACCCUGAUAAAUAUAAAUGACUAGGAAUGAUCUUCAGAUAGCCUUUAGCACCUGUAACCAAUCUGACAAGAAUGUGUUCAUCAGGUACCUGUGGAUUAAAUCACACACUGGCAUAUUUAAGCUGAAUGUCAGUCUGGAAAAUAAAUGUAGUAUAUUAACUGAAAUACCACUCUUUGUGUAGGUAUUCUGUCAUAUAUUUAAGAAAAAUUAAAUAGCAUGUAAAUCGUAUAACAAUAACUUAAGUCUUUCUUCAAAGUGCAUGUGGUCCUUUGCAAUACCUCAUUCAGCCAAGUAUUUGUUCUCUUCCUCAUUCAGUAUAAGGCAGCUUUCAAUUUGCUUAGAAGGCAACAUUAGAAAGGUAGAGUUUAAUCAGAAACAGAAUUUUAAAGUGUGGGUUCAACUGAAUAAAUUUGAAUUUCUGUAGGAAGUAAAUAAUUAAAAAUCUAUUUAAAGAUUGCAAUAUAUAAUCAUUUUUAAAGUAUUUGUUUAACCUGAUAGGUUUUCCAGAAAUGAAAACAAGUCAGUUCUAAAACCAAAGCUGAUAUUUAGAAAAUGUGAAAAUGUAAAUCAGCCCUAUCCAUAAUAUAGUUUCUCUAAAACUUUAUCUUAAAGAGUCAUUUUAGAAGAAUAUAACUAUUCAUAAAUGUAACUGCUAUCUUAAUGUUUUGAAAUAAGUUAAAACACUUUAAAAUAUGAAUACUGUAGUUUGAAAGAAAGAAACUGGGGGAAGGAAAAGUAGAGAAAGAAAUGCCAAUUCCAAUGCAAGGCUUUAUUUGCCAAGUUUUCUUAGAAUGACUUUUACCAGUUUAUGAAUUCUUGUAAACAGAAUGUAUAAUAGAAAUACUGAAACACUGUUGCCUAAAGUGGCAUUGUUGACUGCUACUGUGAUGCUACUGUAAUGUAAUAAAUUAUUAAAUUGUUGCAAA
Pan troglodytes (chimpanzee) is the source of this 5593-nucleotide messenger RNA. It is a transcript of the gene GOLGA6B, whose product is annotated as golgin A6 family member B. The coding region runs from base 266 to 2428 and encodes 720 amino acids. The record is from RefSeq and is a predicted model, not a curated record. Gene Ontology annotation, biological process: Golgi organization. Gene Ontology annotation, cellular component: Golgi cisterna membrane; Golgi cis cisterna; Golgi apparatus. The transcript has 18 exons. NCBI's taxonomy places the organism in Eukaryota, Metazoa, Chordata, Mammalia, Primates, Hominidae. Gene Ontology annotation, molecular function: protein binding.